UAUGUUGUUUAUGCAAAAUUUAAUUACCAGAAAACAUGACUAAAAUUGGAAAGAGCCGUGUUUUGCUUGCGAGUCCAGCUAGGAACAAUUGCAAGAGCCAAUGGGUCAGUUUUCGCAUAACUCCACUAAUUACAUGAAGCAAUAAGUAUCAGAUAACCUAUCAACCAGGAUCGGAAUAGAUGAUAGGAGGAAAUCAACUCGUAUAUCAAAGUUGUGGAUUUUGUUCAUUGAAUAAUAUCACGAACCCACUAAGAAAUUGGUCUUACAGCAUAAAGAGCUCCAUAGCUCAACAAAAAUUCAAAGAAGCCCUUCUAAUAUACACCCAUAAUCGUAUUAAUGGAAGUUCAGUAAUGGGUGUUGUUCCUUUAGUGCUAAAGGCAUGUGCUGCACUUUCACUCCUUAGCCUUGGCAAAGCCUUACAUGCUGAAUCAGUGAAAUCAAGAUUUGAUUAUAAUGUAAUGGUGGGGACUGCAUUAUUAGAUAUGUAUGGAAAAUGUGGCGAAAUUCGCAGUGCCCGUAAAGUGUUUGAUUAUAUGCCUGAAAGAAAUGUGAUUACUUGGAAUGCUAUGGUCGGGGGUUAUAUGAAAAGUGGUGAUGUAAAGACUGCAUUUUUAUUGUUUGAGAAUAUGUCUGAGAAGACGAUUGUGACAUGGAACGAAAUGAUUUAUGGGUACGCGAGAAAUGGAGAUAUCGUGAUGGCAAGGAGGUUUUUUGAUCGGGUAAAAGAUGAGUUGAGGAAUGUUGUGACAUGGAGUGUGAUAGUUGAUGGGUAUGCUGGUAAUGGGGAUAUGGAUGCUGCAAAGGAACUGUUUGAGAUGAUGCCAAGAAGGAAUUUUUAUGUAUGGUCGUCGAUGAUUUCUGGUUAUUUUAAGAAGGGUGAUGUUAAGAGUGCCAAGGGUAUAUUUGAUAGGAUGACUACGAAGAGCUUGGUGAAUUGGAAUUCAUUGAUAUGUGGUUAUACACAAAAUGGGUUGUGUGAAGAAGCCUUGGAAGCAUUUAUCAAAAUGCAAGAUGAAGGUCUUGAACCAGAUGAGGUUACUGUAGUUAGUGUUUUAUCGGCUUGUGCCCAGUUGGCGGUAUUGGAAGUUGGCAAGGAUGUACAUGAAAUGAUAAUUCGUAAAGGGAUUGAAUUGAAUCAAUAUGUUCUUAAUGGGUUGGUUGACAUGUACGCAAAAUGUGGGGAUUUACGUAACGCCAAAUUGAUAUUUGAAGGAAUGAAAGUUAAAAAUGCUGCUGCUUGGAACUCACUAAUAGCUGGUUUUGCUAACCAUGGCCAUUGUGCGGAGGCAAUUAAUUUUUUUGAGAGAAUGGAUAGUUCAGGGGUGAAACCUAAUGAUAUAACAUUUCUUUCAGUUCUAUCGGCUUGUGCCCAUGCUGGAUUUGUGGAGGAAGGUUUAGAGAUUUUCUCCAGGAUGGAGAAAUAUGCACUGACACCGAGCAUCAAGCAUUAUGGUUGUCUUGUUGACCUUUUGGGAAGGGCAGGAAGACUAAAAGAGGCUUGUGACUUGAUAAAAGGGAUGCCUGUCACACCAAAUAAAACAGUUUUAGGGGCUCUGCUUGGAGCAUGCUGGGUUCAUUCGGACACAGAUGUCGUGGAAAAACUUCUGAAAGAGGUCAGAAAAUCGAACUGCAGUAGCGAUUCCAGAGAUGAUGCACAUUAUGUGAUUCUUUCUAAUAUAUAUGCUGCUGCUGAAAGAUGGGAGAAAGCUGAAAGGAUGAGGUUUGCCUUGUCAGAUAAAAGGUCUCAAAAGACACCAGGGUGUAGUGUGGUCAUGCUUGAUAGACCAGAGACUAGUAUGCAAGUAUUGCCAGAGAAAACUUCUAAGACAUGAUACUAACUCUAGCCAAGUGGACAAUAUGAGGUGAUUGUCGUGACAAUCAAACAAGAGUUUUUAAUUCCUGAUGCAGCAAUCAGUCCAGAAGAGGUACCUUCUGAAGACUUAUAAUAUUGGUAGGGUAAACGGUUUACAAUAAUCAUUCGUAGCUAAAAUUUGUUACAAAAUUCAAUCCAGAGGAAAUUCUCCUCUCAUAUAUUUAACUGUAUGUUCUACUAGAGGUGAUGUGUCUUCUUGUAAGUAGUUAUGGUUAUAGUGACCAUCUUCUUCCUUGGCGUUCCACUUCUGUUGCGGUGCUAUCACGCAUGGGGUAGACCAUAGAUGUGUAAUCAGACAACCCUGAAAGACUCAGCAAUCUUUCUCAAAUCUUUGUAAUACCUUUUCCAUUGAAGACCUGUGCAAUCACAGCAAGUUGAAGGAUUUGAACAAUUUAAAAUAGCAGAUAUUCUGAAGAUAGAAAGCGUGGAUUUGAUUCUUACCAUUUCCAGUAACAUUGAACAAGUAUAAGCGAUUUCCAGCGGCUGUUGCUGUGAUCAUUACAUGUGGCGGCUCUAAUUCAAACUGGUAAUAUGUUCUUCCCAAAUGCUUUGCUACUUCAGAUCUUAAGACUUUACCUUCAACAUUCUCUCCAAUAACUUCAGGCCCAAAUGCGCUAAUCACUUUAUCAGGAGGUCCAAUUUGUUCUAUGGUAGCUUCUUCACCAAUAUCUGAGUCAUAUUUUGAGUAGAAUACCACCAAAAUUGAAUCCGUUAGAGACAAAUUGAGUUGAUUAUAUUUAUUUGCCCCCAUGUUUUUUACAUAUUCAUCCCUAUGUUCACCUAAGAUCACUCUUUCAGUACUAGAAUAGAAGGAAGAAAAAAUAUGAGAUGCCCACCAUCUGAAAAUCUUUUAACAGGAGCCACAAUUACAAAGAUUCUCCCUUCUUUUGGAUUCGCAAAUCUCAAGUCAAUCUCUGUACCACCUAGAUCAGCAAUUGACACAGGGACCUGUUCAACAGGUGAAAACAUUAAAAGUGAACCUGAGUAAGGUAUGUCCAAUCAUGCCCAAGUUGAUUAGUAUCAAGCUCAAAGGUAAUUUCUCUGACAUUGUCAACUACUGAUACACAUGCAGUUUUGACUAGAUGGAUUCUUACCUCUUCCCAAUUAUCAGGCACGGAAAAAGUGUAAGGAAUCAUGGGACUCCAUCCAACACCAUGUCCACCUGAUUUCUCAUCCGGUCUUCGAAAGUCCAGGAACUCUCCCUGCUAGAAGACCUUGUUUAACUACAGCAGAUCCCUCUCCAGGAAAACCAAGCAGUACUGAUGAAAUCAAAGAAGCACCAGAUACAAUAGCUGACCUCCUAUUCAACGAGCCUGCAGAUUUCUCACAAUCCCGAUUCACUGUAACAUCUUCUUUAGAACAAGCAGCAGCUUUAAUUCUUGAACACCCUUUUUCUGGAACACCACGAGGAACCACAUGGUGAGAGGGAUUCACCUGUCUGCUCAGGUUGUUUUUCCAUGAAAGGCAGCUGCUGCUGUAUACAAAUGUCCCCAUUUCCCCCCAACCAAGAAAGUAGGAGAAAGAAAUGAGGUUUAUGGAAUUUUUUCUAUUCAAUAUUGAGGAGAUCCAAUAUGGGAAAUUUCAGAUACUUGGUUUCAGAUUGAAGCCUCUUUGAUUAUGCUGUCGGGCUUUAAACUUAUGAAUUCUUCCUGGUAAAGUUAAAAUUGCUUUGAUUGGGUUUACACCUAGCAAAAGCUGAGGUCCACAGGGUUUGGAAUGUCUUGAGAUUUUUGUGGUUGUGGUGUCACUUAAUAGAAGAUUUGGUUUUUGCUUCAUCGCAUAAAAUUCUUGAAGGGUCUGGCAUUGCAUGUUACCACUUGUCACUUGCUGCUCACUAAAUUAAAUAAAAGUGAAGACCACAUUUUGGAGUUA
Molecule: messenger RNA, 3745 nt
Organism: Capsicum annuum
Lineage: Eukaryota; Viridiplantae; Streptophyta; Magnoliopsida; Solanales; Solanaceae
Product: pentatricopeptide repeat-containing protein At3g21470-like
Exons: 2
Coding region: 180-1832 (550 amino acids)
Biological process (GO): RNA modification
Molecular function (GO): protein binding; RNA binding
Source: RefSeq, a predicted model, not a curated record